UGACAAAAUGGAACCCACCAGCAGUGUGAGGAGACCUGAAAGUGGCACAUGGCAGAGUGUGGCGAUGGAGACAGCAGCAAUGGGAGGCCGUACAGGGACCCAUGACACACUCUGGACCUGGCAGCAGCAUGAGGAGUCGGUACGGGGGCCCAUGGCAGAUUACGGGCCUGGCAGCAGCAUGAGGAGGCGGUACAGGGGACCAGCACCCUAUCACAAAAUGGAACCCACCAACAGUGUAAGGAGACCUGAAAGUGGCACAUGGCGCAGGGUGGCGGUGGAGGCAGCAGUAUUCGGAAGCCAUACACAGGCCUAGGUUAAAAAGCGGAAGCCGUCAGCAGUGUGA
Staurois parvus is the source of this 343-nucleotide messenger RNA. NCBI's taxonomy places the organism in Eukaryota, Metazoa, Chordata, Amphibia, Anura, Ranidae. The record is from the annotation of a GenBank genome assembly.